AUGCUUAGUUGCAGAUGCUUUAAGGAAAACUGCUAUAAUAAACCUGCUGGGAAAUGUAAAUGCGAAAGAAAUGUACUAUUUUUCAUUGAGCAUGCACCUGAGCAUUUCCAAAAACCCUGCAAUAGAAGUCAUCAAUGGCUGAGCCCUGACAUCAAGCCAGCAGAUGAAAUCAGCCAACCAAUUAUUAUAAAGCUGAUAGAGCUCAAAAAAGAUAUUCAUAUUUGCUUUAAAUUUCCAAAAGCAACGCUAAAUAUAAACUUAAUAUUUAUCUUAGAAAAGUAUAAAACUAAUUAAACCAUGGGUUUAGACUAUUGAAAAUUGCAUAUUGAAGGAUAUAGAAAUAAAAUAAUUUCAGAAGCAAAUGAAGUAAUCAACAACUUUAAAACUACAUUUGGGGAGUAUCUAGAUCAAAUUAAUAACAUAGAAAAAAGAUGAAGUAAAAUCAUUGAAGGACUGAUGAGUGGAGAAAAGUCUCUUGAUGACUCUGCUGAAGAUGAUAUGGAAAAUGUGUUUAAACUUUAUGCUGAAAGAGCCCCUAGAUGAGAUUCAAAACAAUAUUGUUUGGACUAUAGCGAAAUAUAUGCAGCUAUAAGCAAAACUUAUGAAAUUCCUUUUAAUCCUUAAAUAGUAAAAUGGUGGCACGUGUCAACCUGCCCUCUUGGUGCAGCAGUCCAGGCUUUAUGGUUAUGGGAACUGGGACGGACUCCGAGCUGAAGAAUCAAGUGGAGGCUCAAGAGAUAUGUAUCCGGGUAGGCCUUGGCUGCUUUCCUGUCGUUGGAAAUUGAUGUGCUCAACAAUUUCCUUUGGAUCCAAGGAUUCGUGGGCAUUUCCUCUGCUGAGAAACUGAGGGCUUCAGCCCAGACCCCAGGGGAGUAUUUUUUUCCUGUAGCUGUCGAAAAAAGGCACUUCAGCACCCAAUAGACUGCGAGAAUCCUUGGGAUCAAGCUACUCCAAUCCCCCAUAGCAGGGCUGCAGAAAUCCAGAAGCACUCAAGACAAGGAAGUGACAAGGGCACUAGUAAUAGGGAUAUCCCUUUGGGCUGGAGUCGAAAAGCGGUAGAACCUCCCUUAUGGGAGAUCUUUGAUAACUGCGUCACCAAUAUGGCUAACGCCUAACUUUUAAUAAUCCUAAUCCUUUUAAAGAGGCCAUAGAAGAUACUAUUAAAUCAAGUGAACUAUCAUUUUUUAUGAGUAACUCUCAAAAUUUCACUACAAUAAAUUUAGAUAGCUUUAAGAUAACUUCUAUAAUAAGCCAACUAUUUUACUACCCCCAAUUUAGCAUAAAUAUUUUAUUUUAUUAAUAUAAGUUAAAUGAGCCUUAAAGUUUGCAUUUCGAAAGAUGAUGUAUGUAAACUUUCGUAACUAAUAUACGGUUACUCUUCCAGUUCAGGAAAGAAUUCAUCCAUAUACCUCAAGCUGUAUGCUGCCUAAUAAAUCGUAUUUUUAUUUCGGCAAUCCAAAUACGAAUUCAGGUCUUACAUUCACAAUUGACAAAAAUUACAAUGUUAAGCAACUGCAAAAGUCAAAACCAGGCAGCUAUAUUGAUUCUGUUUUUUAUGAGAAUUUUAUGUAUUUGAUAGGAGGAGACACCAAUAUGGCUGAAAGGUAUGAUUUCGUCCAAAAUCAGUGGGAAAGUCUAGCUCCAGUACCUCAAGGUUUGAAUUUCGAUUUUAGCUGCAGUUUUUAUUUAAAGAUUCAAUUCUUAUAG
Molecule: messenger RNA, 1707 nt
Organism: Blepharisma stoltei
Lineage: Eukaryota; Ciliophora; Heterotrichea; Heterotrichida; Blepharismidae
Source: the annotation of a GenBank genome assembly